Messenger RNA from Oryza sativa Japonica Group (Japanese rice), 2059 nucleotides. RefSeq names its product synaptotagmin-2. Gene Ontology annotation, molecular function: lipid binding. Lineage: Eukaryota; Viridiplantae; Streptophyta; Magnoliopsida; Poales; Poaceae. Gene Ontology annotation, cellular component: endoplasmic reticulum. The record is from RefSeq and is a predicted model, not a curated record.
UUGCCACCAUUGAGGUUCUUUGCUUCCACCAUUCGAAACACCCUCUUUUCUAUUCUCGCUUAGCUAUUUAAAUAGCACAUCGCAACUUGAGUGGUGCCACCCUAUACUAUUCUGAAAUCUGUGUGCUAUGUUCGAAAUUUGCAAAAAUAUGGUAUAUAUUUGGAGGUUUUAGAAGAAAUCCGAGAUGGGCAUAGUCAGCAUGGUGCUUAGUUUCAUUGGAUUUUGCAUUGGAUUCUCAGUUGGUAUUGUUAUCGGUUACUUCCUCUUCAUCUACUUCCAGCCAACCGAUGUGAAGAAUGUCAAAGUUCGCCCACUGGUGGAAUAUGACUCAGAUUCUUUGGAUGACACCCUUCCUGAAAUUCCUUUGUGGCUCAAGAAUCCUGACUAUGAUAGACUUGAUUGGCUGAACAGGUUUUUGGAGUUGAUGUGGCCUUACCUCAACAAGGCUAUCUGCAGAAUUGCACAGGAUGUUGCAAAUCCAAUCAUUGCAAAGAACAAAGAGAAGUAUAAAAUAGACUAUAUUAAGUUUGAAACAUUUACUUUGGGUAGCUUACCACCAACCUUCCAAGGAGUGAAAGUCCAAGUUACAAAUGAGCAGGAGUUGGUUAUGGAACCCUCUCUUAAAUGGGCAGGAAAUCCCAAUACCACUGUUGUUGUAAAGGCUUACGGGUUGAAAGCAACUAUCCAGGUUGUGGAUAUGCAAGUCUUUGUUUUGCCUCGUAUUACUCUAAAGCCUUUGGUGUCUUCAUUUCCUUGCUUUGCAAAUAUCCUUGUUUCUCUCAUGGAGAAGCCACAUGUUGACUUUGGCCUAAAACUUCUUGGAGCAGAUGUAAUGGCUAUUCCUGUUCUUUACAAAUUUGUUCAGGAGACCAUCAUGGAUCAAGUUGCUAGCAUGUUUUUAUGGCCAAAGACCCUUGAAGUGCCUAUAAUGGAUCCCUCAAAGGCUUCUAAAAAGCCUGUUGGUAUUCUAUUAGUGAAAGUUUUAAGAGCUCAAAAUCUUCGAGAGAAGGGUCCGUUGGGUAAACGAGAUCCGUAUGUGAAGCUCAAGAUGUCAGGUAGCAAGCUUCCAUCCAAGAAAACAGCAGUGAAGCACAGUAACCUUAAUCCAGAGUGGAAUCAAGAGUUCAAGUUUGUCAUCAGAGACCCUGAAACUCAGGAACUGGAUAUUAAUGUCUUCGACUGGGAACAGUUUGGAAAGGAUGAAAAAUUGGGCAUGUGCAAGAUUUCGCUGAAAAAACUUACCCCAGGGACUGAAGUUAUAACUGAUAACUUGAUUAAGACCAUGGAACCGAAUGGUAUACAGAAUGAGAAGUCUGCUGGUGAAAUUACUCUGGAGCUGACAUAUAAGCCUUUCAAGGAAGGCAAUAUACAGAAAGAAGAUCCUGGAGGGCUGCUUUAUGUUGUUGUUCAUGAAGCUAAAGAACUUGAAGGAAAAUGUAACACGAAUCCAUAUGUAAAACUAACUUUCAAAGGAGUAGAGAAGAAAACAAAGGUGGUCAAAGAGAACAGGAAUCCACGAUGGAAGGAAGAAUUUGAGUUUGAGUGUGAGGAAACCCCUGCAAAUGAUAAGCUACAUGUUGAAGUCCUAGGUACCAAAAAAGCGUUGAUACGCAAUAAGGAAAGUUUAGGCCACAUUGAUAUUAGCCUCGCAGAUGUGAUCAUCAACAAACGGAUCAUUGAAAUGUACGAUCUCAUCAACUCAAAGCGUGGCCAGAUUCAGAUUGAGUUCCAGUGGAAAUCUUCGUAGAAACUGCAAGGAAACAGGCGAAUGCUUGACCAAUGCGAGCUACAGGAGGAUACGCCUAGAGGUGCCUGUUGCUAAAAAACAAUUUGCCGAUACCUGUGAUCAAGUCCUGUAGAUAUUACCUUUGCUCAUAUAUAUAUAUAUAUAUAUAUAUAUAUAUAUAUAUCUGUUUUGAUUCUGUUGAAUAUUUUCUUAAUUGCCUUCAGAACAAUGUUGUCAUGCUAUUGACAUCGAAAAUGGAACUGGAACUGAAAAGUAAUGCCAGGUCGUUAUCCUUCUAAACAGAUAUAAAAACAGCAUUCUAACAUAUUGAAA